AUGCCAUCCGGCAUUAGCAAGCGCCAGCAGCUGCGUCAUGAGAAAAUCCUCGCCGAGCUGAUCCGCACGGUUCCCGGCAAUGACCGUUGUGCUGACUGCGACGCCUUGACCCCAGGAUGGGCAAGCUGGAACAUGGGUAUAUUCCUUUGCAUGCGGUGCGCCGCAAUUCACCGCAAGCUGGGCACACAUAUUUCCAAGGUCAAGUCCUUGUCGAUGGACACCUGGUCGUCCGAACAGGUGGAUAAUAUGAAAUCGCAUGGAAACAUGUUGAUGAACAAGAUCUUCAAUCCGAAAAAUGUUAAGCCACCCGUCCCGACCGACAUUGACGAAGCCGACUCGUGCAUGGAACGCUUCAUCCGGCAGAAAUACCAAUACCGCUCGUUGGAGGAUGGGAAGCCCAAACCCCCGAGCCGCGAGGAUGCCAGCUAUACCCGGACCCCCGAUUCACGACCUUCACGCGCCAGAUCUCCAUCGGGCUCUCCCGAAGGGUCGCCGCCUCCGCUGCCGCCCAAGACCGGCAGCAAGUUUUUUGGAUUCGGCCUGCGAGGAUCCUCCUCGACCUCCAACCUCCGCCGGUUCGGCACCAAGUCGUCCAAGGGUUCGCCGAAUCCUGACCUUGAGCGCUGGUCUCCGGAGCCGACUAUGAAGAACCGCGAGCGGGGCCUCGGCGCGCCCGUUGCCGAUGUGACGACUGCUUCAUUUGAAUCCAAGAUGGCUGCGAUGCGGGAGAUGGGAUUCACCAACGACCGCCGGAACGAGAUGGUGUUGCGCGGUCUCAAUGAGGACCUCGAUCGGUCAGUCGAGACCCUAGCUAGACUGGGAGAAGGAAAUGGUGCUCCAAUGCGAGCCAGAACUCCUGCUGCGACCAGCACCACUGCGCCUGCGCCUGCGCAGCCUGCCCGUGCCGUGACCCCCAACCCUCCCAAACCGGAGACAUCCAACAAUCCUUUCGAGAGGUCCGUUUCAAAUCCAGUUGUGCAGCAACAGCCGCAGUCUGCGACUGCGUCUUAUAAUCCAUUUGACCGUCCGAACCCGACGCCCGUCUCGGCUCAGCCUCUGGAAACUUCUUUCCAGAAUUUACAGGUCUCACAACCCUUGUUCCCUCACUCGACUGGCGGACAUCCCAAUCGAGCAAACUCUGUGCCUCAGCCUGCAUCUCAGCCUAUGUACCAGCCGCCGUUCGCGCCAUCGGCCACUUUCGGCCAGAACCAGGGCGGCUAUGUCUCUUCGCCCCAGUCAAUGGACAACAGCUACAAUCCUUUCUUUCAGACAGCGCCUCAGCCGCAGGGCGGCGUGGCCAGUCAGACCUUUUCUAGCCCCAGUGCUGCGCAAAACAAUCCAUUCUUUAACAAUGCCGCGCCUCAAAACCAAUCAAUGCAGCAGACACAGCAGCCAGCAGCGGUGCCAAAUCUCUCUGUGCCUCGUCCACCUCAGCAUGCGAACACCAUGCCAGCCAUGCCUUCCAAUUCGCCGUUUGGAACCUCACCAUUUGGCCCGACGCCCUCUUUCCCGCAACAGCAGCAGCAGCAGCAGCCGCAGCAGCUACAACAGGCUACAAAUGCUGCUCAGGGAUCCUACAAUCCGUUCCAGCAGGCCAUGGGACCGACGACCCCUCAGAGCGCAGGUCCAUUCACGACACAGAAUCAAUUCCAGUCCCAGCAGUUCCAGCCUCAACAGCAGCAGCCUCAGCAGCUUCAGCAACCGCAGCAACCGCAGCAACCGCAGCAGCUGGUUCCGCAGACUACUGGCCAAAUGGAUAAGAACAGCAUCCUCUCUCUUUACAACCUCGCCCCAUCACCCGCUGUUCCUCCCAUCCCUCAACAGUUCCAAUCCCAGCCCCAGGCUCAAGCCCAACCCCAGUUCCAGCAGGGCAUGGGAACCAGCCCUGUUCCACCCCUAACCAAUUCUCUCAACACAACCCCUCAAACCCAACCCGGCUCAAGCGUCCCAACGCCGCAGCCUCAGUCCAACGCUCCACCCAUCGCAUCCAGAAACCCCUUCGGAGCUGCGAAUGUCGGUUCUGGCCUCGCAGCCCAAGCAGGCGUGACCCCCUCUCAACUCAACCAACCUUCCUCCGGCCUGGGCAUCGGAAUGGGAACCAACGGCACAGCCCAGUCUCAACCCCAGCCUCAAAUCCCGGCACCAACAGGAAUGAAAACAUCCGCUCCUUUCGCCGGUGGCUCGAGCCCGUUCUCAUCCAGUCCGUUCUCCGGACCCCCGCCAAGUAACCUAUCCUUUCCCCGGACACACAUGAGCCAGCCAAGCGUGGACGUGAACAACCUGCAAAACGGCCGACACAGCCCAGACGCAUUCGCCAGUCUGAGUGCCCGCUACGGUUGA
Molecule: messenger RNA, 2340 nt
Organism: Penicillium argentinense
Lineage: Eukaryota; Fungi; Ascomycota; Eurotiomycetes; Eurotiales; Aspergillaceae
Exons: 4
Coding region: 1-2340 (779 amino acids)
Biological process (GO): endoplasmic reticulum to Golgi vesicle-mediated transport; endocytosis; intra-Golgi vesicle-mediated transport
Cellular component (GO): Golgi apparatus
Molecular function (GO): GTPase activator activity; protein binding
Source: RefSeq, a predicted model, not a curated record